CUCCCUUUAAGGUCCGAGAAGGCCUCUCCAUCGUCUCUUAGCCCUUUACAGGGCUCUCUAUCCCCGAAAACCCUAAAAGAUGGCACAUGAAUCAGAAGCCCCUGAAGCCGCGCAUUCUUCUUCGCAAUCAGAUCCGUCGCUGUCCCGAAACGUUUCGUUUAGCCGACUCAACGCGCAGGCACCGGAGUUCGUCCCCACGCCUCGGCCUUCCGCUCAGCCGCCGCCCCGCCUUCUGGUCCCGCCUCCUCCUCCGCCGCCGCCCUUUCAUCAUCACGUUCCGAUUCAGGCUCACGUGAUCCCCGUUCACCAUCCUCAUCCUCACCAUGUUCCGGUUCCGGUUCAGUUCCAGCCUCAUCCUCAUCAUUCGCAUCAUCAUCAUAAUCAUCAUCAGUACUAUGACCAAGAGGUGCCUCCGCAAGCUCAGAUUGAGUCCGAUCACGCUCCCGCUUCUUCCAACAAAAACAACAAGCUCUCCGAAGAGGCUGCUCUCAAGGUCUUGAAUCAGGUGGAGUAUUAUUUCAGUGACGUAAACUUGGCUACUACUGAUCAUUUGAUGAGGUUCAUCAACAAAGAUCCUGACGGAUUUGUGCCUAUAUCUGUUGUUGCAUCUUUCAAGAAGAUUAAGGCCCUCAUAAAUAGUCAUUCCCAGCUGGCGACUGUUUUGCGGAGCUCAUCAAAGCUUGUAGUCAGUGAAGAUGGAAAGAAAGUUAAACGCCAGCAUCCCUUGACUGAGUUGGACAUGGAGGAGUUGCAAUCUCGCAUAAUUGUUGCGGAAAACUUGCCUGAGGAUCAUUGCCACCAAAAUCUUAUGAAAGUUUUCUCUGCCGUGGGAAGUGUCAAGACAAUUCGUACCUGUCAGCCUCAAACCUCCAAUGGUGGAGCUUCUUCAACAUCCAGAUCAGUAAAAUCUGAUGGUAUGCUUUUCAGUAACAAGUGGCAUGCUUUUGUGGAAUAUGAAUCUGUUGAGCUGGCUGAGAAAGCAGUUACAGAGCUAAAUGAUGAGGGUAACUGGAGGAGUGGCCUUAGGGUCCGCUUAAUGCUUAGACGCUCGUCGAAACCUUCUUCAGCGCGAGGGAAAAAAGGGCAUGAUGGGGAAGUGAACUUUGAGGAAGAUGAUACUUCUACGUCUGAUCAGCAGCAAAAUGAGAAACAAUUGGAGUAUCCUUAUCAGCAGUCUGAUGCCCAUGCAUUUGAAUAUACAGGGGAGGAGCAUGUCAAUGAGAAGGAUGGUGGACAGAGGAGAAAUCGUAGCCGUGGCCGGGGCAAGGGACGCGGGCGGGGUCAACACCACAACAAUAAUCGAGGAAAUCAUGUGGGAACUCCCCCUUCAAGUAUUACAUGCAAUAAUGAGCUGCCAACAGUAGCCAAGCAGCCUCCAGGGCCCCGAAUGCCAGACGGCACAAGAGGAUUUUCAAUGGGUAGGGGAAAGCCAGUUGCUGUGAAUAUUGCAUAAUCCCUUGGCAUUCUACAUAUAUUACAGGGUUUCCUUGUAGCUUUGCCUGCAAAGUGUGUUUGGAUGGGGAACUGUCUUCCUGUGUGGCGUUGAUGGCAGGGUUUUACAAAGGGCUGUCAAUCCAUUGUAGUUUCAAAGAGGGGUCAAGUUAGCCGUAUAAGUUGAGUACUUCAUUCCGUUUGCUUAUGUAAUCCAGUAAGAGUGAUUAAGAAACAAAAUGCUGUUUUUUUUUUUUUUUUUUUGGAAAUGUAGAAAGAAGGGUGGAAAAAAAAAGUGGGGAGUCAGCAAUACCUAUAGGUAAAUGUGAGUGAAGAAGAAAGGAGAUUGCAAUAUAGAACUGUUCAUUACAUCUCUA
Molecule: messenger RNA, 1808 nt
Organism: Alnus glutinosa
Lineage: Eukaryota; Viridiplantae; Streptophyta; Magnoliopsida; Fagales; Betulaceae
Product: la-related protein 6B
Exons: 10
Coding region: 80-1453 (457 amino acids)
Biological process (GO): RNA processing
Cellular component (GO): nucleus
Molecular function (GO): mRNA binding
Source: RefSeq, a predicted model, not a curated record